CAGUUGGAAGAAUCCGAGGCCUUUAUCCUCUGGGCAGCUUUUCGGUUCGGGUAGCCUCUGGUUUCAGACACCUCAUCAUUUCCGCCUGCCAACCUGUCUGAUAUGUCGGGACCCGUGCCGAGCAGGGCCAGAGUUUACACGGAUGUGAACACACACAGACCCCGCGAGUACUGGGACUACGAGUCGCAUGUCGUUGAGUGGGGAAAUCAAGAUGACUACCAGCUGGUUCGAAAAUUAGGCCGUGGCAAAUACAGUGAAGUAUUUGAAGCCAUCAACAUUACAAAUAAUGAAAAAGUAGUUGUUAAAAUUCUCAAGCCUGUUAAAAAGAAGAAAAUCAAGCGUGAAAUCAAGAUCUUAGAGAACUUGCGAGGCGGUCCCAAUAUAAUCACUCUUGCAGAUAUAGUAAAAGAUCCUGUGUCUCGGACACCCGCUUUGGUUUUUGAACAUGUAAACAACACAGACUUUAAGCAAUUAUACCAGACAUUAACAGAUUACGAUAUCCGAUUCUACAUGUAUGAGAUUUUGAAGGCUCUAGAUUACUGCCAUAGCAUGGGAAUCAUGCACAGAGAUGUCAAACCUCACAACGUCAUGAUUGACCACGAGCACAGAAAGCUUAGACUAAUAGACUGGGGUUUGGCUGAGUUCUAUCACCCCGGCCAAGAGUACAAUGUCAGAGUGGCUUCCAGAUACUUCAAAGGACCUGAACUCCUUGUAGAUUAUCAGAUGUAUGAUUACAGUCUGGAUAUGUGGAGCUUGGGUUGCAUGUUGGCUAGUAUGAUAUUCCGAAAGGAGCCGUUUUUCCAUGGCCACGACAACUAUGAUCAGCUGGUGAGGAUAGCCAAGGUGCUGGGAACAGAAGAUCUCUACGAUUACAUUGACAAAUACAACAUUGAACUGGAUCCACGUUUCAAUGACAUCUUGGGCAGACACUCCCGUAAGCGAUGGGAGCGCUUUGUUCACAGCGAGAACCAACAUCUGGUGAGUCCAGAAGCUCUGGAUUUCCUAGACAAGCUGUUGCGAUACGAUCACCAGUCACGACUUACAGCGAGAGAAGCCAUGGAACACCCCUAUUUCUAUCCCAUCGUGAAAGACCAGGCUCGGAUGGGCUCGUCCAACAUGCCGGGGGGCAGCACUCCUGUCAGCAGUGCGAGUAUGAUGUCAGGUCAGUGGCAUCUUAAAGCGUUUACCCAGGAGGGGAUCUCCUCAGUGCCAACACCUUCACCCCUUGGACCUCUAGCAGGCUCGCCCGUCAUCUCUGCCACCACCACCCUGGGGAUGCCGGUUCCAGCGGCGGCAGGCGCUCAGCAGUAGUGACGGGCUCCGUCUCCUGCUGCCUGGGCUGGGUCAGGUGGGGAAGAGGUUGGUUUUUUCUCCCCCCUCCGCCUCUCCUCAGGACGCAGCUCGUGCCUGGCAGGGGAAGGGAGGGGACGACCGCUUUUGGAGGCACCGUGUCUGAACUGUUGCUUGUGGAUUUAUAGUAGUUCAGUCAUUAUAUACAAAAUUAUUAUAGGCUGA
Molecule: messenger RNA, 1515 nt
Organism: Mesitornis unicolor (brown roatelo)
Lineage: Eukaryota; Metazoa; Chordata; Aves; Mesitornithiformes; Mesitornithidae
Product: casein kinase II subunit alpha
Exons: 12
Coding region: 103-1311 (402 amino acids)
Biological process (GO): protein phosphorylation
Cellular component (GO): protein kinase CK2 complex; cytosol; nucleus
Molecular function (GO): ATP binding; protein serine/threonine kinase activity
Source: RefSeq, a predicted model, not a curated record